This is a messenger RNA of Xiphias gladius (swordfish), 1933 nucleotides long. It is a transcript of the gene farsa, whose product is annotated as phenylalanyl-tRNA synthetase subunit alpha. Gene Ontology annotation, cellular component: cytoplasm; phenylalanine-tRNA ligase complex; cytosol. Gene Ontology annotation, molecular function: ATP binding; tRNA binding; phenylalanine-tRNA ligase activity. Bases 49 to 1542 code for a protein of 497 amino acids. The record is from RefSeq and is a predicted model, not a curated record. NCBI's taxonomy places the organism in Eukaryota, Metazoa, Chordata, Actinopteri, Istiophoriformes, Xiphiidae. The transcript has 13 exons. Gene Ontology annotation, biological process: phenylalanyl-tRNA aminoacylation.
AAAAACAACGUCACAUCCGCUCUCUUCUUCACUUCGCAGGGAUCCAGCAUGGCGGACAUCGGUGUGGUAGAGACGCUCCUCCAGCGGAUUGAGAAGGUGGAUGACGGUGUGGACAGUCUGGAAGUGGCGACCAGCAUCGGGGUGGACCACCAGAUCAUCGUCGGAGCCGUGAAGAGUCUGCAGUCUAUCGGUGACGUAAUCUCAGCAGAGCUGCGCUCCUCCAAGCACUGGGAGCUGACGGAGGAAGGCACGGAGAUAGCCGAGCACGGCAGCCAUGAGGCCCGGGUCUUCAGCUCCGUCCCGCUGGAGGGUCUGGCACAGAGUGAGCUUAUGAAUCUCUCCUUUGGGAAGAUCGGCUUCAGCAAGGCCAUGUCCAACAAGUGGAUCAAAAUGGACAAGGCACAUGAGGGUGGCCCGAGGAUAUUCAGGACUGUGGAGAGCAUAGAAGACCAGGUCAGAGAGAAGCUGCUUCUGGUACAGAAAGGCAACGCCUCUCAACUGGAAGAGAAAGAAAAGAAUGAGCUAAAGAAGAGAAAACUGCUCUUUGAAGUGACAGUGAAGACCUACUGGAUUACUAAGGGAAACUCCUUCAGCACCACCAUCCCCAAACAGGACACAGAGCUCACGUCUGAGAUGAUUGCCUCUGGCAGCUGGAAAGAGAAGAAAUUUAAGCCCUACAAUUUUGAGGCUAUGGGUGUAGCCCCAGACUGUGGCCACCUGCAUCCAUUGAUGAAAGUUCGAACACAGUUCAGGCAGAUCUUCCUGGAGAUGGGAUUCACUGAGAUGCCGACCAACAACUUCAUAGAAAGCUCUUUCUGGAACUUCGACUCCCUGUUCCAGCCCCAGCAGCACCCAGCCAGAGACCAGCACGAUACCUUCUUCCUCUCUGACCCAGCACUCGCCCAGGAGUUCCCGCGGGACUAUCUGGAGAGAGUGAAGAAGGUCCACUCAGAGGGAGGCUUUGGUUCACAAGGGUACAAAUGCGACUGGAAGAUAAAAGAGGCUCAGAAGAACAUCCUCCGUACUCAUACUACAGCAGUCAGUGCACGUAUGUUGUAUAAACUUGCACAACAGGAAAAGUUCACCCCUGUCAAGUAUUUCUCCAUCGACCGGGUGUUCAGGAAUGAGACCUUAGAUGCCACCCAUCUGGCUGAGUUCCACCAGAUAGAGGGUGUGGUAGCCGACUACGGACUCACACUGGGAGACCUUAUGGGGAUCCUGCAUGAGUUCUUCACCAAACUAGGAAUUACCAAACUACGCUUCAAGCCUGCCUACAACCCAUACACAGAGCCCAGCAUGGAAGUAUUCAGUUACCAUGAAGGACUAAAAAAGUGGGUGGAAGUGGGCAACUCAGGGGUCUUCAGACCUGAGAUGUUGCUGCCCAUGGGUCUUCCUGAGGAUGUGUCUGUAAUUGCCUGGGGCCUGUCUCUGGAAAGGCCCACCAUGAUUAAAUACGGUAUCAACAACAUCAGAGAACUGGUGGGACACAAGGUGAACCUACAGAUGGUCUACGACAGCCCCAUAUGUCGACUGGACUCCUGAGUUUUACCCAACCCAUAUUUUGGAUGGACAGACUUUAGGUGUAACAUCUUCUGUCUGACACUCACUUAAGAAAGCCCUCCACUUGCCAGUUAUUCUUAAUCCAAACAGACAGAGGGGCUCAGUUUUCUUCAUUCAGCACUUCAAACAGAUCUCAAACAGUUUUUCAAAGAGCUUUAACAUAUAGGAUCAGCCUUUGUAUGAACUUGAUACUCUGCUGCUAUGCAAAACACCAGUCUGAGUUCUGGCUUUGUUACAUACUACAAAUAUCUCUUCCUUUUUUAACAUCAAGUUAAUAAGUUACUACAGCUACCACCUACUUGUACCGGGAAAAAUACAGCUUUUGGAAUGUGACAACACAAAAUAAAUUUUUUUUUUUUUUUCCAAAUACUAA